Messenger RNA from Triticum dicoccoides, 753 nucleotides. RefSeq names its product pollen allergen Lol p 2-A-like. The transcript has 2 exons. Gene Ontology annotation, cellular component: extracellular region. Bases 87 to 449 code for a protein of 120 amino acids. The record is from RefSeq and is a predicted model, not a curated record. NCBI's taxonomy places the organism in Eukaryota, Viridiplantae, Streptophyta, Magnoliopsida, Poales, Poaceae.
ACCCAUCACAAGCUCACAAUCCCACAGCAGCAGAACCACACAAACUCACACACACACACACACACACAAGAAUCAACCGACCGGCGAUGGCUUCAUCGAGCAGGAUGCUGGUUGUUGUGGUGGUGGCCGCCCUAGUGGCCGUUGCGUGGAGCGCACCGCCGCCGGUGAGCAUCACGGUGGAGAAGGGGUCCGACGCGAAGCAUCUGGUGCUGCAGAUCAAGUACGACAAGGACGGCGACAGCAUGAAGGAGGUGGAGCUGAAGCAGAACGAGGACUGGCUGCCCCUGAAGAAGGGCUACAGCGGCGCGUGGGAGAUCAAGAGCGACACGCCCCUCAAGGGCCCCUUCAGCUUCCGCUACGAGACCCAGAAGGGCCAGCGCAACGUCUUCGAUGACAUCGUCCCCACAGAUUUCAAGUGCGGCACCACCUACAAGCCAGAGGCGUACUGAGGUUCAUCCAUGCAUUGGUUCCGCCAUUAUCGACCUUUUUUUUGAUAAAUCCGCCAUUACCGACCUCGUAAUUAAUAAUGUGCCACAAGGCGCACAGAUGCUAAUAAGUUAAGUAGUAUUACCUCCGUUCUGAAUUAGUUGUAAUUUUGGAUGAAGGGAGUACUAGGAGAAGCAACGGGCGGCGGUCGGAUGUAUUUGCUCUCCAGUGCACGUGUUGUCUCGAUUGACAACUUCUUUUCUUCUAUGUAUCGAAUAUGUGGAAUAUUAUUUGUAAUAUACUUGAAACCUAGAUUUCAUUUCUAUA